This is a messenger RNA of Tachyglossus aculeatus (Australian echidna), 5305 nucleotides long. It is a transcript of the gene CCDC88B, whose product is annotated as coiled-coil domain containing 88B. Gene Ontology annotation, biological process: cytoskeleton-dependent intracellular transport; cytoplasmic microtubule organization. Gene Ontology annotation, cellular component: cytoplasm; centrosome. The record is from RefSeq and is a predicted model, not a curated record. Gene Ontology annotation, molecular function: microtubule binding; dynein light intermediate chain binding. NCBI's taxonomy places the organism in Eukaryota, Metazoa, Chordata, Mammalia, Monotremata, Tachyglossidae.
AUGGACGGGGGGGUUGGGCCCAGGCUGGGGGACUUCCUGAACAGCAGCCUGGCCACCUGGGUGCUGGGCCUGGCUGAGCUGGUAGGAGAUGGGCAGGAUGGGGAAGAGGAGGAGGAAGAAGAGCCCCUCAGUCCCAGGGGUCAGUUCCUGCAUCUCAGCGACGGGGUUCUGCUACAUCGGGUCAUGGGGCUCAUAGCCCCCAGCUCCAGAGGGGGGGGUCCCUGGCUGACCCGGGCUCGGGGGACCCCCGGAGCCCGGAGGGUGGAGAGCCUGAGCCGCCUGAGGAGCCGCCUGAGGGAUUUCUACCAGGAAGAGCUGCAGCUGCUGAUCCUGACGCCUCCUCCGGACCUCCAGAUCCUGGGCUUUGACCCCCUUUCAGAUGAGGCUGUGGAGGAGCUGGAGGGGAUCUUGAAGCUGAUGUUGGGGGCCUCCGUGCAGUGUGAGCACCGAGAGCUCUUCAUCAGGCACAUUCAGGGCCUCAGCUUGGAGAUCCAGAGCGAGCUGGCGGCCACCAUCCAAGAGGUGACCCAGCCGGGGGGAGGAGCCGUGCUGGCCAUGGAUGGACCGGAGCUGGUGGAACUGGAACGGGCGCAGCUGGAGCUGAGGCUGCGGAGCCUGAUGGGAGCUCUAGGGAGACUGGUGCGGGAGCGGGAGCGGGCCGCUCAGCGGUUGGCGGAGCUGUUGUUGGAGCAGGAGGCGCCCGCUCCCCAGGGCCCCCCCAGGAUCCCCCAGGACGAACCCCCCCACCACCUGGCCCUGCAACUGGCAGAUACCAAGGCCCAGCUGAGGCGCCUGCGGCAAGAGCUGGAGGAGAAGGCAGAAGAGCUGCUGGACUCUCAGGGGGAAGUGCAAGGCCUGGAGGCUGAAAUCCGGCGACUGCGACAGGAGGCCCAAGCGCUGUCGGGAGCGGCCCGACGGGCAGGGUUGUACCGGGAGGAGGCCGAGGCCCUGCGGGAGCGGGCCGGGCGUCUACCGCGGGUGCAGGAGGAGCUGCGGCGUUGCCGGGAGAGGCUGCAAGCGUUGGAGGCCUGCAAGGGCCAGUUGGAGGAGGAGAGGGCGCUUUCGGGGGCACUGGAAGCAGCCCGGGCACUGCUGGAGGGGCAACUGGAAACCGCCCGGGAGCGCUGUGCCCGACUGCACGAGGCUCAGAGAGAAAAUCUGCUGUUGCGGGCUCGACUCGGGGAGGCCCAUGCGGAGCUGGAUUCGACCCGGCAGCAGCUAGACCACCUUCUGGAAGAGAACGUGGAGCUGGAGGUGGAGUUGAGGCAGAGUCUGAAGACCCCCCUCAGCCCUGCCGGGGAGGUCCCCUCUCCGGCCUGGACCCCGUCUCUGCAGGAGGAGGUGAGAGAGGCUGAGAUUGGACAGCUGCGGAACUUGGAGCGGGAGAAUCGGGAGCUGCGAGCCCGGCUGUGGGGACUGCAGGGGCAGCCCCCAUCCCAGACCCCCUGGCCUGAGGUCGGGAAUGAGGAAGGGGGGCUCCCCCAGGCUUCGGAGCCCCCCGAGAAGGACCAGCCCAUCCAGCGGCGUGAUCCUCCCACGAAGGAGACCUCCGGCAUCGCGAACCCUCCUGGAGCCCCGCUACAGACUCUGGUGGAGGCCAGGAGACGGGAGGCUGAGUCCCGGGAGCCGGAGGGCAGGAGACAGGAAGCUGAGUGCACAGGAUCGGAGGCCGGGAGGCAGAAAGCGGAGUCCCUGGAGCUGGAGGCCAGGAGGGAGGAUGCUGAGUCCCGGGAAAUGGAGGCCCAGACGCAGGAGGCUGAGCCCCCGGAGCCAGAGGGCAGGGGACGAGAAGCUGAAUCCCAAGAGCUGGAGGGUAGAAGGCGGGAGGCUGAUUCUCAGGAGCCAGAGAGCGAGGCCCGGGCAGAGCAGAAGUUAGUAAGAGAGGCCGGAGCCUGGGAAGGGGUGAGAGAAGCUACGGGGCAACAGCUGAAGAAGGAGGCUCUGGAAGGGGAGGAGGACAAGGAAGCUGGGGUAGAACAAGAGCGAGAGGCCCAGAAUGGGGAGCAGAAGUCGUCGGAGCCGAGACCCAAGGGGCAGGGAGGGGAAGUCGUGCGGGAGAGGGAACCUCAGGGGGAGAGGGUGGAGGCCCCUGCCGCGGACAGAGAGGCUGGCGAGCUGAAACACUGGAAACGCAGAACCAUGAGGUGGGAGAAGAGGCUAGAGGAGGAGGCCAGGUGCCAGGGAAGGAGGAUGGAGAGGCCAGAAGGGGAAGCAGGGUCUUGGGAACAGGAGCGGGAGGUUCUGCAGGUCGAAGCGGAGCUCCUGAGGAGAGAGCUGGAGGCUCUGGAGAGGGAGAGGGUGGCCCUGAGGAGGGAGGUGGAGGCUGGGGAGCGGAGGCAGGAGGCUCUGAAGGAAGAAAGGGAAGCCUUGAGGGAAGAGCAGGGGGCCCAGGCCCGGAAGCUGGAGGCCCUGGAGAGGGAACUGGAGGCUCUGAAGGGGGACCAGAAGGCGCUGCAGGGGGAGCUGGAAGCCCAGGGCCGGAGGCUGGAGGCCCGGGCCGCGGAGGCUGCCCUCCUCGGGGAACAGCUGGCCCGGGUCAGGAGGGCGGAGGCUGAGGCCCAGGCAGAAGUGGAGGCUGGGGCUCGGGAGCGGGCCGGACUCCGCGAGGCCCUGGAGACGGCGGGCCGGGAGCUGGAGGCAGCAGGACGGGAGAGGGAGGCCCUGGGGGAGACACUGGGGGCGGCGGGCAGGGAGAGACGCCAGUGGGAGAGGGAAGGACUGAGGCUCCGGGCCCGGGCCCAAGAGGCCGAGGAGAGGCUGCGAGCCAUGGAGAGCCAAGGCCGGGAAUGGCGGGAGGAAGCCGAGAGACAACGGACGGAGAGCCAGGCCCUGAGACAGGAGCUGCAGGGAGCUCUGGCCCAGGGGCAGGAGCUGCAGGCCCGACUGGAGGAGCUUCAGGGGACUCUGCAGCGGGACAACCAGGGCCAGGAACAGAGGCUCCGGGAACAGGAGGAUCGCCACCACAGAGCUUGCGAGGCCUUGGAGCAGCGGCUGAAAGGGGAGCUGGGGGCUGUGCUGGCCACCAAGGACCAGGCCCUGGCUACACUGAGUUCUAGGGCCCAGGAGCUGGAGAGGGAGCUGCUCCUGCUGCAGCAGGGGCCGCAGGGCCUGACGCUCGCCCUGUCCCGUGGAGGUGGGGAUGCCCAAGAGUCCCCGAGUGGCCGACUCAUUGAGGUGGAGCGCAAUAAUGCGGCACUGGCGGCCGAGAAGGCAGCUUUGCUGGCACAGCUGCGGCAGCUGGAGGGGCAGGUGGCCACCCUGCAGGCCCAGGCGCUGGACACGCAGCAGCAGCAGCAACGGACCCAGGCGAACACCAGCCAGUUGCAGGCGGAGAAGGCGGUUCUGGAGGCGCAGGGCCGGGAGCUGCGGGAACGGGUGGAGGCCCUGGAAGAAGAGGUCCGGGGGUCUCGGCGGGCGCGGGAGGAAGCCCAGGGGCAGCAGCGGGCCCUGCUCCGGGACCACGAGGCCCUGGGCCGGCUGCAGCGGCGGCAGGAGGCCGAGCUGGAAGCACUGCUGGGCCGCCAUCGGGAGCUCAAGGCCGACAUCAGGCUGCUGGAGCUGGAGCACAAGGAACUGCAGGGCAGGUAUGAGCAGCUACAGGUUCAGAGGACACAAGUGGACGCCCAGGAGGCCUCUCUGCGGGCAGAGCGGGAGCGACUGGCUCAGGAUGGGCAGCGGCAGCGAGGGCUGGAAGAGGCCCUGCAGCGCCUGCAGGGCGAGCAUGACAGGGCCCAGCUGCUGUUGGCGGAGGCGUCGAGGGAGCGGGGCGAGUUGCAGGGGGAGCGCGGGGAACUGCGGAGCCGGGUGGCCCGCUUGGAGCUGGAGCGGGCUCAGCUGGAGGCCCAGGCCCAGACCCUGCGGGAAGUCAACCAGAAGCUGGACCUCAGCGUCUGCAAGCUAACCACCCAGUGCCAGUUGCUGACAGACCUACGAGCGGCCCAGGAGGAGGAGAACCGGCAGCUGCUGGCCGAAGUGCAGGCCUUGAGCCGAGAGAACCGAGGCCUCAUGGAGCAGAGCCUGGAAAGCCGGGACCAUUUGCAUCGGGAGCAGCGCGAAUACGUGGACCAGUUGAACGCUCUGCGCAGGGAGAAGCAGAAACUGGUGGAGAAGAUCAUGGACCAGUAUCGAGUGCUGGAACCCAGCCCCUUGGCCCGACCCAAGAAGGGCAGCUGGCUGGCCGACAAGGUGAAGCGGCUGAUGCGGCACCGUCGGGAGGGAGGUGGUCCUGGGGGGCUCCACCCUUGGGCCGAGGGGGUCGGCGGCAGCACGGAGAGCCUGAGCAGCUCAGGGGACCUGGACCUCGCCGAGGGGCCUGGCUCGGGCUCUCCGCCCCCCAUGCGGCGGGCCCAGAGCUCUUGGUCCCUGAGGGACGAGGCCGUGACCGGAGGACAGCGGCGGAAGUUGAGCUCCCGUCUCCCCGUGGUGCGUGGUUCGGAGUCCUUCAGCCCCGGGGACUCCCCCCGCCAACGCUUCCGCCAGCGUCGCCCGUCUCCCCUGGGAACGGCCCCCGGCUCCCGGCCUAAAGUGGCUGCAACGGGAUGGGACGGGGUGCCCGAAGCCCCGGAGGAAACCGGAGAGGAUACCAGCCUCGAAGGCCACACGGAGCUGCAGCAGAAGCCUCCCCUCACUUCCUCCCUCAGUCAGUGACCCGGCGGCCCUCAGCCCCGGCCAGGGCCCGGGGUGGGAAUGCCAGGGGAGCCAACGGAUGCAGGCCUCAGCCCCGGGGCCCAGGGCGGGACAUCAGGGAACCAGCCGAUGGGAUGGGAUGCCAGGGGAAUCGGUGAACGCAGGCCUCCAUCCCAAGGCCCGGGGCAGGACACUGGGGAGCCCAGAGGAUGGACGCCUCAGCUCCAGGACCCGGGGCGAGAUGCCAGGGGAGAGCCGGGGGAUGGAGUCCUUAGCUGACGGGUCCAGGGAGCCAGAAGAUGGACACAACCCUCAGCCCCAGGGCCCGGGGAGGGACACCAGGACCCCCGAGCUGAUGGGAAGGCCCAGCGGGCGGGCGGAGGGCCGACGACAACUCGGCCGUUUGUGGUGGAAGGGAGGGAUUCUCUGCCCGCUCCCCGUCCCCCCGUGUGCCUUGGGCCCUCCCGGGUGGAGAGGAGCAUUAGCCGACCGGGUGGCGGGGGAAUAAAUUGGGUUGGAAGAUGUCCGAGGAGGCCGGAGGGCCUGGAAGCCGCAGACUGAGGCUACUUUAUGUGCAGCGGCAGCACAGGACCCCCGGACGGGGAAGUAUUGGGGAGGUGCAAUGUAAGAGGAAGGCGACGAUGGAAAGUCUUCCAGCCCUGGGAAGUUAGAGUAGUAA